AUGAGGGAGCACUUGUACGCACUAGGAGUAUCCUGUAUUCAGUUCAUUCAGUAUUGGUGUUCUGACUAUGCACCAUUCUUUGAGCAAGUGAACAACUUCUACAAUCCAAACAAUGUACUGGAAGUACUUUUUCCUGUUGUCUCAUUUUUGGACUCGGUGUUUGCAUCGCAACUGCUCCUUGUCACGUCUUUUGGUGGCUGGCUCAACUGUGUCUUAAAAUGGAUUUUCUUAGAAGACCGCCCAUUCUGGUGGGUGAGAGAAACAGACUAUUAUGCAGGAUCCACAAGACCUAAAUUAUUGCAAACCUCACAGACUUGCGAGACAGGCCCAGGGAAUCCGUCUGGUCACACGGCCACAGCAGCAUCAGUUUUAGUUCUUGCUAUCAUGUGGAUUUCACAUAUUUGUAAUGAUCGCAAAUGGAAUUCUGCAUAUUGGAAGUAUGCCAUGUACCCGCUAUUUGUCAGUCAGCUGUUGAGUGUAAUGCUCGCUCGGAUGUACAUAGCCACUCACUUCCCGCACCAGUGUCUUCUAGGAGCUCUUGUUGGUGCCUUUAUAGCUCCAGCGCUGUGCAUCUUCGUAUCGGACCCGUACAUCUGGCACUACGGCUGGUACGCGAAGGAGACCGCGCGUCGUGCUGUCCAGUACCACAUGGGCUGCGCCGUCAGCGCCAUCACCGUCGCCCUCAUAACUUACCACACCCUCAUGUUCUACGAUAUCGACCCACAUUAUACCGUCAAACUGGCGUUCCGUUGGUGCGAGCAACCGGACAACAUACACGUAUCCACCACUCCAUUGUUCGCUCUAGUCCAGUGCACGGGGGCACUGCUUGGUUGGGCUUCGUUCGUUACGCCAGCUGUGGCCAGAUUCCGCCACGACACGUACAAAAGGUCGUUCAUAAUAUCAGCAUUCUCUACACUGUCUAUCACGUACGGUCUGCAUUAUCUCGAGGCGGCAAUACCGAGGCACAGUGUGCCCAUCUUCUACGGGCUCAACUUCGUGUUAAAUGUCGCCAAACCGCUGCUCUACCUCCGAGUGUUGCCAGAGCUCUCGAUGUGGCCGUUUAAGGAUAAAACAGCCUAA
This is a messenger RNA of Leptosia nina, 1080 nucleotides long. The record is from the annotation of a GenBank genome assembly. NCBI's taxonomy places the organism in Eukaryota, Metazoa, Arthropoda, Insecta, Lepidoptera, Pieridae.